This is a messenger RNA of Pestalotiopsis fici W106-1, 1284 nucleotides long. Its product is annotated as Alpha-L-rhamnosidase rgxB. Gene Ontology annotation, molecular function: polygalacturonase activity. The transcript has 6 exons. Lineage: Eukaryota; Fungi; Ascomycota; Sordariomycetes; Amphisphaeriales; Sporocadaceae. The record is from RefSeq and is a predicted model, not a curated record. The coding region runs from base 1 to 1284 and encodes 427 amino acids. Gene Ontology annotation, biological process: carbohydrate metabolic process.
AUGCACGCUUCUUCCCUUUUGGUCGGACUUGCGGCGCUGUACGGUGCCGCUGCGCAGUACGGCCCAGCUCACAUCUCUCGUGACAGAAAAGUUUGCGAGGUUGCUGCUUCGGGCACCAAUGCGACAGACGAUGCCCCUGCCAUCCUCGCGGCUUUUGACGAGUGUGGCCAAGGUGGUACCGUCUUGUUUACGGAGAACACAACUUACUAUGUCAAUUCCGUCAUGGAAGUAUCUGGACUGCAGGACUGUCAUGUUGAUAUCCGAGGAACUUUGCUAUGGUCGACUGACAUUCAAUACUGGCUCAACAACUCCCUCCCAGUAGGCUACCAGAAUCAGAGUACAGCUUUCAAGCUUGGCGGCGAUCGUGUCUUGAUUGAUGGUCACGGACAUGGCACUUUCGAUGGCAAUGGCGGCGUUUGGUAUCACUAUGCUGCUGGUAUCUCGAACUUGAAAGGCAGGCCUCAUGCCUUGACACUUGAUGGCUUGAACAAUUCGCGAGUCACGGGUCUUCAAAUGUUGAGGAGCCAGAUGUGGACCUUUUCCAUUAUUCGUAGCCACUAUUCGCUAUUUGACAACAUAUUUGUCAAUAAUACUGCCCUUGAUGGCUCGUCCAGCGCAAAUACUGAUGGCGGUGAUACAUUCUUCUCAUCUCAUCUAACAUUCCGCAACUGGACCGUUGUCAGCAAGGAUGACAGCAUCUCGUUUAAAGCCAACUCGACCGAUAUUACAGUCACGGAUAGCCUCUUCAUCAACGGGCUGGGCAUUGCGAUCGGCAGCAUUGGCCAAUACAAGGACCAAUUCGAAACCAUUGAGCGAAUCAAGGCGGACAAUAUCACCUUUAAGAACACGCUCCAUGCAGCAUAUUUCAAGACUUGGACUGGGGAACAAGUUGGGUACCCGCCAAACGGUGGUGGAGGCGGUCUGGGCUAUGCUACUAACCUGUCCUUCACCAACCUGUACGGGACGUCGUUUCGCGGUGCGCCCUUUAGCAUUUCUCAGUGCACCACCUUCUCAGGCACGGCUGGCAACUGCACGUCAUCCAAGUUUGAGCUGGAGAAUAUCGAGUUUGCCAACUUUGACGGCACGGCACCUUCAUUGAAGCUGGCCAGCUUGCAGUGCAGCGGGGUCGCCCCGUGCCAUGAUAUUACCAUCAGGAAUGUCACACUGGCCAGCAACGGAGAGACUUCACCUCUUUCUUAUCUGUGUGGAAACGUUGUAGAUCCCAUUGGAUGGAAUUGCACUGGCGAUGCGUGUGUUGGGGGCAGUGCUACCGGGCAAUGUUAA